AUGGCCCCGCCACCAAAGAAGGCUCCAACUAAAGGAGCCAAGCAGAUCCUCAUGGAGAAUGAGACAACGAUCAGCUUCUAUAGGAACAUGGCCGGGGCUGCAGGGUUGUUCUACAACUGCAUCAUGUUCGGCCUCUACCAUGACGAUCUGGCUUCUUGGCUCAUAUUUAUGAAUGUGCUGGUGAUGCUGAUCUACUUUGCAUGCUAUCAAAUGAUGAGAUACAUCAGCCGCCCGACUUACACCGAGCAGGGACAGCUCAUUGAUCCAGGCUUGGACCUGAACAUGGAGGGCGGAAUGGGAGAGCACAUCAAGGACAUAGUGAUUUUGACUUCGAUCGCCCACAUUAUGGCCGUAGUGUCCAACUAUUUCUGGAUGCUGCUUCUGCUCAUCCCGGUCCGUGCCUUUUGGCUCCUGUGGAAGAAUAUUCUUGGCCCAUGGUUUUUUCAGGAAGGCCCGGAGGAUUCUGAGCAAGAUGAGAAGAAACGCAAGAAAAUGGAGCGCAGAAUGCGCCGAUACAACCAGUAAAUUAUUCGCUAUAGGGAUUCUCAUGGCUCCUUUCAAUUGAGGCCAAGAUUUAGUUGUAAGUUAGGUCGCUUAUACUGCGACACUUGGUGUGACCUGUCUCUUCACAUAAUGGUCUUUUUGGCAAAAGAUACAGGAAUUGCAUACGGGAUGGUAUAUUGUUACAAUUAAUAUUGUAAAUCGGGUGGCUUUUGGAAGGAUCUUGUCAAAGAGUAUUUUUAUAUGUUUGUGGCAUUUUGAAAUGAAAUGCUGUGCGACAGAUUUAGAACGGAAUUUAUUCACCCUCGCACUUGGUAUGAACAAACGGACAUAUCAAAACAUUUUACAUAUCUUCAUAGGUUGAUGUAACGUCACCAAAGAGGUCAACAUUGGCCAUGCUUAUGAAAUGAAAUGAUACCCAGAAUAACGCGUUUAAACUCCGUUAAAAUCUGUUUUAUUUCAAAAAAAAAUAAGGGAAGAUAGGUUGUUUCCUUAAGGAUAUGAAGACGUUUUGUGGCAAAACCCCUACAGCCACACGGUCUCUCGUACAAUAUAUAUAAUCCACGUAACACAUACAUAGUGUAAGGCACAUUAAGUUCAACAAAAUUUAGCGUUGUUAUUUUUUAAGACCAUUGAAAGUUGAUUUCUGUACAAAUUUUGUUGCUGUAAAUUUUUUUAGUUAAAUUAAUUUUUCUUUAAUUAUAAUUAAUUUUAUACAUAUUUUUUUAAAUAUACAUUUAUAAUUUAUCUUAAAUUGUAAAUAUGUAUUAUGAUUUUUUAUAUUUGUUGAUAAAAACGAACAACCAAAUUUUUGAAGAAUAAAAUACAGCUUUGAAAAAAAAAAAACAAACUUAGAUCAACAAGUAUAAAAAUUAAAUUAUGUGGUCAAAUGCGAAUGGUUAAACAUUAAUAUAUACCAUUAGUAUGAAGUGACUUUGCAUGUUUCUUUCAUGAUAUAUUCUCAAUCGCCAUUUAAUUAUUCUUUUCAACAUUUUUUGUAGUGUGGAAGUAUUACCUAAGUCCAAAUUAUUUGAUUAUUGACGUCUAUAUGUUAUAUAAAAAUGUAUAUGUAUUUAAAUAUGACAAAUUCGAAUUAUUUAUUAGUUAUUUUCUAUUGGGAUCCUGGUGCUAUCUUUGAGCGAGUGUUUUCGUCAUGAAAUGACAAUAUAUAUUUACAUUUAAGUUUUUAUUUACAUAUCUGUCAUCCCCAAUUUAUUUAUAUAGGCGAAUUGCAUUUCAUAUGGCGAUUUAAAUAUAGAAUUUGUUCGAAAAGCUUAUCUAUAUUGGUUCCAUUGAACGCGCCUGGAAAAAUUAUAAGGCACAUUGUGUUCCUAUUGCAAUUUGCUAUUUUGUUUCGCCAGGGGUUUUGAUUUUCUCUUGCAGUCAUUCAAAAUUCUUAUUCCAUUGUCCAGGUUUCACCUGUAUCAUUCUGGUUAGGCAUACAUAAGAUCAAAUAGUUAAAUCAAUAAAUUGAUAAGUACUGUUUUUAAUUAUAUGUAUACGUGAUUGUACAUAAUUCCAGCCAAAGAGACAAACUAUUACAAAAGAUUACUCGGUUCAAAAUUGUGAGGCAAAUUCACAUUUCGUCGUAAAGAUAAACUUUUUCACAGGCCUGCUUAUUCGAUAAUCACCUUCGAACUUUCGAAAAAAAUCAUAAAAAAGUAGCGAUAACUCAAAUAUAGACGAAUCCGGUGCGCAAGUAUAUGUAUCGUCAUACUUACUGCAGUAUGCUGUAUUUGCUCUGUGAGUUUCCCAGUAUUUAAACAUCAAAUAGUCAUUCACGGUACCUCAAAGGGGACCGACUGUUCAAAUUCAAAUUAUUUACCAGGACAGGGCAGGUGUAUUGAUAUACACAAACUCAUAGUUAAACACGAUCCAUUUCUCUAUAAAACAUAUUCUAGGGACGUAAUUGUGUCGUCAUAUUUAUUCUGUCUCGAUGGUGGGAUUUUUGAUGAAUUUAUAGGCUUUCCGUCCUUUAUUCUCCUUAUAAGGUGGGACGAGCUUCAUUAACCGUGUACGCUUACAUAAUGUGUAAUAUAAUUUGCUACGCUCAACCUAGUUACAUUGCCUUUUUUCUAGUCAGUAGGUGUCGAGCGAAAAACAUAUUUCUUUAUAGAAGGGGUUUAACUGGCCCCUUUACUUUACGUGUUUUAUUAAUUUAAGUAUGUGAGUUUUAUAUUAUGUCUCAGUUCAUCUAUUAUAUCUAUGACCAUGUAAGUAUGGUCCAUAAUUCAGAAGCGUAUUACGUAAAACGACAAAUAAGACCGAUAAAAACGGGUGAAUAAGUAGAUAGGUAACGAGUGUAUUAAAUAGGAGAUCUAAUAUGGUGUAGUGUGGACAGUUUUACCCGCAUCCUGUAUCCUCAAAAAUAAUAUAUAUCUUUUGGGAAAAAUCCCCCUUGACUGUAUGUUUAAUGAUUGAGAUUGUAAUCUACCCUCUUUGAUGGAAGGGAACUUAUUUCAUAAAAUUCAGUAAGUUAAGGAUCUAUAGGUAGAUAUUGUAAAACGAAGCACGGCAUUAAUGUCUGUUUUAAUGGAAAAAAAAAACAUAAAAAACCUAAUAGUCUGUGGAAUAAUUUUAUAAAUCUUAUGCUUUUUUGCUCUUGUUUUUCUCUAAGGUGAUUAUUAUUCAAAAGUCAUGUGAAAUACAUUUAUAAUAUUGGAAAAAACGUUGAUAAAUUCUAAAAACAAUGUACGUUUAUUUUUAUUAAAAACUUUUGUCUUUUAUGAAAUUGUGGAUGUAAUUUUUAUAGUCUCGGAUUCAAUGCAAUGUAGCUACUACUACUUUUGGAAUGAUAUAUUCAAAAUGUCUACAGUUGCCCUGUACGAAUGUAUAGACCGUAAGCAUGUAUUUUCUAUUAAGAUUUCACAUGGUAAUAACAAGUAUUUAUCUCGAUGUUAUAUUUUACACGAUGACUUCGCGUAUUGUAACAAUUAGUAUAAGGAUGUUUAUUAAAUAAUCAAUAAAUGGAUGAACAUA
Messenger RNA from Zerene cesonia (dogface butterfly), 3480 nucleotides. Its product is annotated as transmembrane protein 208. The coding region runs from base 1 to 525 and encodes 174 amino acids. Gene Ontology annotation, biological process: vacuolar protein processing. Lineage: Eukaryota; Metazoa; Arthropoda; Insecta; Lepidoptera; Pieridae. The record is from RefSeq and is a predicted model, not a curated record. Gene Ontology annotation, cellular component: intracellular membrane-bounded organelle. The transcript has 4 exons.